GUCAAAAUGGAUAAGAAGCGAAUAAUUGCAUUAAUAGAUAUGGACUGUUUUUAUGUUCAAGUGGAACAACGACUUCAACCUCGCCUUUACGGUAAACCGGUUGCUGUUGUUCAACACAGCAGUGUAAAUCACAAGGGAGGAGGUUUAUUAGCCGUAUCAUAUGAAGCAAGGCAGUUUGGUAUUAAGCGUGGCAUGUUUGGAGAUGAAGCUAAAAUUAUAUGUCCUGAAUUAGAGCUUUGCUUCGUACCCAGUGGUGAACAUAUCGAUAAAGCAGAUAUCACGCGUUAUAGAGACGCAUCUGCGGAAGUAUUUAAAGUUUUACAUGAAUUUGAUGCAAGGAUUGUCGUUGAACGUGCUUCAGUUGAUGAAGCUUAUUUAGAUCUUACUUCUAUAGUGAAUCAGACUUUUGAAAGCAUACACCCGUCGAGUAAAUACGGAAAAUCUGAUGCAGUUGACUUAUUUCCCACGACCCACGUUGCUAAUGGAACUGACCUGAAUGAACAAGGAUUAUCAGGUUGGAAAUAUGACAGGAUUGAGUCCUUGCGUUUAUUCAUUCACCAUGCAUGCGAAACAAAAGAUGAAUAUAAGUUAAAGCUGAUUAUUGGAGCUAAUUUAAUUGAACAGAUAAGGAGCCAAAUUAAAAGAGAUACAAAAUUCAGUUGUUCUGCUGGUAUUGGUAGCAGCAAGAUGAUCGCUAAAUUGGUUUGUUCACGGCAUAAGCCCGGGCAACAAAGUGUUAUAUAUGAUGAAGCCAUAACAGAAAUUUUCAAGUAUACACCAAUAUGUGAAGUUCGAAAUCUUGGGGGUAAAUUAGGAAGGCAGUUGAUGAAAAAAUUCAAUAUAAAGACAAUGGGAGAGCUAUCGCAAAUAUCAAUGUUGGAUCUUGUCGAAUGUUUCUCGGCUCAAGCAAAAUGGAUUCAUAACAUAGCACGUGGUGUUGACGAUGAAAAAGUAAAUGCACGGGACAAACAGAGCUCCGUUGCUGUCAGUAAAAAUUUCCCCGGAUCUAAUGCCUUAAAAACCGACGGGGAUGUGAAAUUCUGGCUGGAUGGUUUAAUCAAAGAACUAGUGAAGCGUUUAACUGAUGAUCAGUUAAAGGGUGGUCUUCGAAGUAUAGUAUUUCAGAACAACCGGACAGCUUCUACCCUCCAUAUUGGCUGUACAACAGAUGCACAUGUCACUAGAAGUAUGCAGAUAAAAACAUAUGAGCCACAAGCAUUGUUCACUUCUGUUUGGCCAAUUCUGCGACAUAUAAACAAGUCAUCGAUCUUAGGAACUUGGAAUCCAACUGUGAAGAAUAUAUCGCUUUCCGCUGAUCGAUUUCGAGAAGGAAUCGAUAGUCGUUCGAAACAAAUCACAGAAUGGGUUACAAAAGCAGUUGAUAAAACAAUAAGUGGAGUAGUAGUUAACACCUCCAGUUUAAGGAUGGGCAACUCAAAAAGGACGGUAGAAGCGAUCUCAAACAAGAUCUCACCUAUUGCGGUAGAUAUGAUUAGCCGAUGUGAAUCUUUCUCAAAAAAUUACACAGCAAGAAGAUAA
Molecule: messenger RNA, 1539 nt
Organism: Thelazia callipaeda (thelaziosis nematode)
Lineage: Eukaryota; Metazoa; Nematoda; Chromadorea; Rhabditida; Thelaziidae
Source: the annotation of a GenBank genome assembly